AGCAAUCGGCAUUUACUUCUCGAAUUCAAAUUGUUGGUUGUUUCAUGUAGUACGCCAUAAAUCUGUUGUAUUCGAUACAAAAUGGGUGUAACUGGCCUAUGGAAGCUGAUAGAGCCCUGUGGAAAGCCUGUGCCCGUGGAGACAUUGGAGGGAAAAGUGCUGGCAGUUGAUAUUUCCAUAUGGUUGCAUCAGGCUGUGAAGGGCUUUCAGGACAGCAAAGGAUCUGCAUUAAAUAAUGCGCACCUCCUGGGUCUCUUUCAUCGGCUAUGCAAAUUGCUUUAUUAUCGCGUGCGGCCGGUUUUCAUAUUUGAUGGCGGCGUGCCGCAAUUGAAGCGCGAUACAAUUGCGCGUCGCCAUCAGCAACGCAACAAGCUGAGCAACGAGGCCGACCGGAUUCAGGCACUACUGCUCCAAUCGCUGGCCAAGGAGAAGGUCGUGCAGCAGGCAUUAGGUAAAAACGCAGAGCUGCUGUUGAAAUCACCCGGAAAGCGACUAGCCGCAGAAAAAUCGAGCAAAAAUGAUGAAGACGAUCUCUUUAAACUGCCAGAGCUUCCAGCGUCAACCGCUGCUCAGCUCAACGAUUCUAACGAAGACUUUGAUAGUGAGAAUUAUGAUGGGGCCACCACUACAUCGGAUAGUUCCUUUGAUGAGUCGAAUGCCCGGCGUACAUAUGAUGCUAGCUUGCAGGCCAUUGAUGUGCGUAGCCAGCAUUUUAGGAAUCUACCAGCUGAUGUGCGCCAUGAAAUACUUACGGACAUCAAGGAGACGCGCAAGCAAUCUUCUUGGGGUCGCCUCCAUGAGCUGCCAGCACGAAGCGAUGAGUUCUGCUCUUUUCAAAUGAAGCGACUGUUAAAGCGACGUGCUGUGCAGGAGAGUCUUGAGGAGGCGCAACAAGAGAUGGGUGGUCACACUCUCACCUAUGCCGAGCUGUCCGAGUUCUUUAGCGAGGAGGGCAUAGUCACGCCUACAGCUAUCGCUGAAAGUACACGUCAAAUAAGCUCCGAUGAGCACACCAGGUUCUUAUUGGUUCGUGAUCUUAAGAAAAAGGCUAUGGCGGCAGAGAAGAGCGCUGAAAUGAGCGGCAAAUGUGAGACCAUCAAAGAAGAGAUCGAUGAAAAACCGAGCACCUCAACGAAAGCAUUCACCUCAACAGAAGCAUCCACCGAAGUAGACAAAAAGAAGGCGGCCGCCAAUUGUGACGUUGAUUUGGAAUUGGCAUUGUCCCUAUCUCUGGAAGAAUCCAAGAAGGUCUAUGACGACAAGGACUACGAGUUCGAUGCUGAUCAGAACUUGCGUUUGAAUCGCGAGCAAAGCAAAAACUUGCGCCAUGCUGCCAAGGGACCAGCACGCUCAUAUAUGAUUGAAUAUGCUGGCAUGAACGAGGAGGAAGUUGGCAACAUUAUGGAAGCAACUCAACUGAAUGAUACGCAAAGCUUAGAACGUUGGUUGCAAGACCCAAAUGGAAACGAUGAUAUAGGAAAUAUGGAUAUGGCAAACAAUUCAAUUGAAGAAGCGAAACAGCUCGCUUUGGCUAUUGAGCUAAGUCAACAAGUGCAGGGUAACAGCCCAGAUAAGGCUGACCCAGUUCAAACCAUUGAUAGCGACACUGAUUCAGACUUGGAAGAAGUUGAUGAAGCUACGACAGUGUCUGCAGGAAAUAGUCUUGAAAUCCGAAUUGAUGUAAAAGAUGCAUUGAAUGAAGACGAUGAUCUUUUUGCGGACAUUUUCGAUGAAGAGUGCAAGGUAAAUACCAGUAUUAAACCGGAACCAGAAGAAGCAGAAAUCAAGUGUAAAGGUGUAUCCAGUAAUGAAGACAUCCCGUUGAAGGAUGCAAUAAAAGUAAAUGAGAUUGUCAUCACAGAAACUAAAGACACGAAUCAGUUAAAAGAAAGUGAAAGUACAGAAGAGAAAACACAAGAAGCUACAAAGAAAAUUAAUGAAGAUAAACUCGUUGUUUCGGAAGUCGAAGAAAGCUCUAAAAAACAUUUGCUCAAUUCAAUACUUUCUGAUCUCAAAAAGCAAUCAGAGGAAGUUCAAAAUAUAACUUUAGAUCUGACAGAGGAAAAAGAAGAGCACAAACCUCCAUUGAGCUCCAUACUUGAUGAGCUUAAGCGGCAAACCGAUGAAGUUAAAAACAUUAAAUUGGAAUCUGUAAAGAUAAGCAAUAGCAUGGUUAUCGAACUAUCUUCUGAUGAUGAGAGUGCAAAAGUGACAACCUCUCAAGCAUCUAAAGAAGUUAUUGAACUUUGUGAUAAUGAAAGUGAAAUGCGUCGCACUUCGCCAAAUAAGACACCCAGCAAGACCAAGCCUAUUACAGAUUUCUUUGAAACCACAUAUAAGAUCAAACGCACGCCCGAUAAACCAGAUGGCACAAAUGUUACACCACCUGCAUCGCCGAUGGUAGCAAAGCCGUUCUUUGUUAAGCGCACACCGAAAUCGGGCCGAAAACGCGCAGGCGAGGACCCCAGCGAUGAUGAUGUCUCACCCAACAAAAAGUCCAGCAAAGCAGCCAAAUCCCUGUUUGGAAAUGAAGCCAAUGAACAGCAGGAGAAGACUCAGACAGUUAACCCCGAGGAAAUCCUCAAGGACGCAGCCGAUGCCUUAAAAUCUCAAAAGACAGCAGAGGAAUUACAGGAAAUGGCCAGUAAUUUGGCAGGUGAACGCCGCGAGCUAGAGGCCGAACGCAAUCGUCAGGAUCGCAUGGGCUUGUCAAUCAGUCAGCGCAUGAGCAGCGAUUGCCAAGACCUAUUGCGUCUAUUUGGGAUCCCAUACAUUGUGGCGCCAAUGGAAGCAGAGGCUCAGUGUGCCUUCCUCAAUGCAGUUGGUAUUACGAAUGGUACCAUAACGGACGAUAGUGAUAUCUGGUUGUUUGGCGGGCGCACAGUAUAUAAGAAUUUCUUUGCACAAAAUAAGCACGUCCUAGAGUUUCGAGCUGAGCAGAUAGAGCAAACCUUUAACUGCAAUCGAGGGAAACUCAUACAGCUUGCCUGUCUUGUUGGCAGCGAUUAUACGACAGGCAUUCAUGGCAUUGGUGCUGUGACAGCGCUUGAAAUACUUGCAUCUUUUUCCACAUCAACUCCAAAUACUGCCUCAUCGCCCAACUCUCCAUCAUCUGCUGUGUCCAUGCAGUCAGUGUUGUCGACAUUGGAAAGGUUUCGAGAAUGGUGGCAGGCGCAUAAGAGCUCCAAUUUGCCAAUUGGCAGCUCAGCACGCCUUUCGCUGCUAAAGAAACUGAAAAAUAUUGAGCUGCAUGAGGGCUUUCCCAGUUCAUCUGUGGUGGAGGCCUAUUUGACACCUAAGGUGGACGACAAUCGCGACGCUUUUAGCUGGGGCUCCCCUGAUGUCGAAUCUAUACGAGAAUUUUCUCGUAAAUCAUUUGGUUGGACUACGUCGAAAACGGACGAUAUCCUCAUGCCGGUCAUGAAGAAAAUCAAUGAAAAGAAAAUACAAGGCUCCAUACGCAAUUACUUUACGGCGAAAAGUGCGCUGCGAGUGCAACAACCGAAGGUCAGCAAACGUGUUCAGACGGCAAUCGAUAAGAUGUCUGGCAAAAUCGAUGUGGAAACUCCAGAGAAACCGAGUAAACCACCACGUCGAGCACGUGCAAAGAAAACGAAAGCAGCUGAGCCGGAUGAAGCGAAUGUGAAUGAUGCAACAGAUAAUAAUAAUCAGCCAACUCGACCAAAACGCGUCAGACGAAAGGCAACUACAGAGACAACGGAAGAACCCGCUGCAUCGUCUUCUACACUCAAAGCAGCCGUAAAGCCAGUGAAAUCUAUAAAUUCACAACAUACCAAAGAGAUAAUACCGCAAAGAGAACGUGAUAUGGAGCAAAUGCGUCAGAAUAAGGCAAAAGCGGCAGCAAUUUUGAAGGCAAGCGCUAAGGCUUCCAAAUAAAACUGGUCGUAUCUCCUCUAUGUAGAUAUGCAUGCCAUAAUUAUAUAUACACAUAUAUAUCUAUAUAAU
This is a messenger RNA of Drosophila navojoa, 3966 nucleotides long. It is a transcript of the gene mus201, whose product is annotated as rad2 superfamily protein mus201. Lineage: Eukaryota; Metazoa; Arthropoda; Insecta; Diptera; Drosophilidae. Gene Ontology annotation, molecular function: DNA endonuclease activity; single-stranded DNA binding. Gene Ontology annotation, cellular component: nucleus. The record is from RefSeq and is a predicted model, not a curated record. Gene Ontology annotation, biological process: nucleotide-excision repair.